Molecule: messenger RNA, 738 nt
Organism: Orbilia oligospora ATCC 24927
Lineage: Eukaryota; Fungi; Ascomycota; Orbiliomycetes; Orbiliales; Orbiliaceae
Exons: 1
Coding region: 1-738 (245 amino acids)
Biological process (GO): signal transduction
Cellular component (GO): cytoplasm
Source: RefSeq, a predicted model, not a curated record
AUGGUCGGCUCCGAGGUCGAUCAGAAAUACCUGGGGAACUAUGCAAAGGUUGUUGGGACUCACAAUGAGAGUCUAUCGGCGGCACUAUUCAAAGUGUUAGGACUAUCGACGAUACUAUCCAAGAAGUUGGUUCGGGCACGAAAACAGCGGAAAUUGGACCCGACAAGGACGACGAAAUCACUGGACCUAUAUCGACACAUAAUAUGGAUGGCAAGGGAAGGAUACAUAUUACUGGACGUCUACGUUUUACCGUUUGUGCUCAAUUUCAUCGAAUUGAAGGUGCUAGCGUUGAAAUUGAAGGCGUCGUUUCUUCACAUUUUCGUGCUAUUCGACCACACGUACCAAACCAAGACCGAUUUCUCGCUACCGGGCGGGCCAUUCCACCAGACGCAGCCGACGACGCCGGAAUUGGCAGAAGCUGAUGAACAUCAACCGGUAAAGGGGCAAACCAAUUCGUUCUACAAUUACAUCAAUAUUGCAUCCCAAGCAUUUGUAACAGCUGACGACUAUGCAACGCGAUUAUUAUCUGGUUCGCAUCCAUUACGGUUGAGCGUCAAGCUUGAGUACUCGGCAUUUGCACACGACUGCAUGAAGGAAUUUUCGUUAUCAAGAAGCAUUGCCAGAAAAGCGGUUGAUGAUGCGUUUGCUAGCAUGGAAGCUAUGACGGAUGAGAGUUUUGAGGACGCUAUGGAUUUAGUGUCGAGCUUGGGGGUUAUGGCACGGAGAGGGGGGAAUUAG